Messenger RNA from Ochotona curzoniae (black-lipped pika), 3225 nucleotides. It is a transcript of the gene SLC35G1, whose product is annotated as solute carrier family 35 member G1. The coding region runs from base 1 to 1104 and encodes 367 amino acids. Gene Ontology annotation, biological process: calcium ion export across plasma membrane; regulation of cytosolic calcium ion concentration. The record is from RefSeq and is a predicted model, not a curated record. NCBI's taxonomy places the organism in Eukaryota, Metazoa, Chordata, Mammalia, Lagomorpha, Ochotonidae. The transcript has 3 exons. Gene Ontology annotation, cellular component: plasma membrane; endoplasmic reticulum membrane.
AUGCGGUCCCAGGACGGCGCCGGGGAGCCCGGCGAGGUGGCCGAACCCGGGCUGGCGCUGACUGUCGAGGCGGCCCCGGGCGCGGGCGAGGAGCCGGCGGCCGCGGAGGCUGAGGAGACGCCCGGCGGCGACGGCAGGUGCUGGCUGUGCCGUUCCUCGCCGUGCUGCUCGCGCGCGGAGCCGGAAGCCAAGAAGAAAGCACCCUGUCCUGGACUUGGCUUGUUUUACACAUUAUUAUCUGCCUUCCUUUUCUCAGUGGGCUCUUUAUUUGUUAAAAAAGUGCAAGACGUCCAUGCUGUAGAACUUAGUGCAUUUCGAUGUGUGUUCCAAAUGCUAGUUAUUAUCCCUUGCUUAAUAUACAGAAAAACUGGGUUUAUAGGCCCAAAAGAUCAACGCAUUUUCCUCGUUCUCAGAGGACUCCUUGGUUCUUCCGCCAUGAUCCUAUUAUACUAUGCUUACAAGACAACGUCCCUCGCCGAUGCCACAGUUAUCACGUUUAGCUGCCCAGUGUUCACGGCUUUGUUUGCUUGGAUAUUUCUCAAGGAAAAAUAUAGCCUGUGGGAUGCUUUUUUCACCUUUUUCACGAUCGUUGGAGUGAUUCUUAUCGUGAGACCACCAUUUCUGUUUGGCUCCAACACUUCCGGGACAGAAGGAAACUAUACAGUCCGUCUUUUGGGCACGUUAGCAGCGGUUGCAAGUGCUGUGUUCGCUGCCAUGACUCUAGUUAUCCUCAGGAAAAUGGGAAAAUCUGUGGACUACUUUCUGAGCAUCUGGUAUUACGUAAUCAUUGGCCUCACGGAAAGUGUCAUUGUCCUCUUCGUGAUAGGAGGGUGGAGUCUGCCCCCCUGUGGGAUAGACAGACUUUUUCUCAUCCUCAUCGGGCUCUUUGGUUUGGGGGGUCAGAUAUUUCUCACAAAAGCAGUUCAGAUAGAAAAGGCAGGGCAUGUAGCAAUAAUGAGGACAAUGGAUGUGGUAUUUGCCUUUAUCUUUCAGAUCAUUUUCUUUAACGAUAUGCCAUCAUGGUGGACAGUGGGUGGUGCUUUCUGUGUGGUAGCCAGUAGUAUUGGAGCAGCCACUCGGAAAUGGAUCCAGAAUUCCAAAUGAAACAUCAUUGCUGAUUUUGUUUUUAAACUGUCACCCAUUUCAGACAUGACAGCAUACACACACACACACACACACACAACUGGAAAAUCUGCAUUUAUUGAUUGACUUUUAUCCAAUAAAUUUUGUAAAUAAAGUACCAUUUUUGAAUAUGAUAUGUGUUUAAUUAGUGAAGAAUAGCUGGUCUCUUUGGCUUAGCAAUUCUUUGUAGCUUUUAUUUUGGUUCAGGUUUGUCUUGUGGUAAAAGGAAAGCUCAUUAUUUGAAGAAAAGGUACUAAAGUUUUUAUGACUAAUAAUAUGUGACUUUAAAAAUAUUUUUUGGAAUUGGUGUGGUAUGGGUGAGAAAGAAAUUUUAGGUAUUAGCAUUAUGGAGCCUAAGAAACCUAUCGAUUAUGCUGCUAUAAUUAGUAUUAUGUUGGCAGUGCAAUUUGCAACAUAGUUCCAUUUAGGAGACCAAAGCUGAAAAUUAGAAUAGGUGCCUAACCAACAGUGUAAAUAGUGCAAAUGAACUGGCCUUAUUUUUAAGGAUUUUUUUUUAUAAAUGAUCAUCCUGUUAACUCAUAUUUGUGCCUUUUAUUUUUAAUGCCGGGAUAUUUAUGUAUUUUCCUGAAGUCUUUAAAUUGCCAAAGUUAGCUAAUAUUUUUCUGUUUCAGUGGGAUUUUGAUCACUGAAGCCUUCAUUUUGUGGUUGCAAUUGUCCUCUGGUUUUUAAAACUGCAGUACGUUUCGCUGGCACUCCCAAGACUUCAGAUCUUUGCAGCAAAAGAAAGAGAUUGGUGUGGCCAGUGUGCCCAUCCCCUCCUCAAGUGUUUCCUCCUCAAUAGAGAAGUGGAUUUUCUUUGAAGUUGUUGUGUGAUGCCAAAUGCAAUUCUUUCAGGAUCCUACUAGGUUGAACGACAUGAAAUUGCCAAAAUUUUGCCAUUUCAACUUGCCAAACCUAUUGUUUCAUAAGGUUCAUUCUAAUAGAUACCUCCCUUUAUCAACUAAAUAAAAUGCUUAGAGAAGUUUGAACUCUUAAUUUUUAGCAAACUGAAAAGGUACAAUGGUACCAUUAAACUAUAGUCUUUAUUCUUUAGGAAAUUGUAUGAUGCUGUUUUCAUCUUAUAUACCAAAUAUAUAGACUUAUGAAUCCAUGGUUAAUCAGUUUUGAGAGUUUAUUUCAUAGAAAAAAUUGUCAAAUUUUAGUCUAGCAAGAUGAUUUUAAAUGUCAAGGCUAACCAUGAAUUCAAGUAAUACAUUUUGUAGCUGGAACUUCAUCAGGGUAAUAAAGAAUUUAAUAUCUAGAAAAGCUUGGGAGGUUAAUGAGGAUGCAGUGAUUACAGGAAAAUGAUUCCUUGUCACAGGAAACUUUUGUUGUUGAGGGUUUUAGGGACCCUAGCUCUUGCCAUGUCAAAUAUAACAGUUACUAUUAUCUUAAGCCUGAAGAGUCAGAUUAUAAUGUCCCCUCCGCUUGCCACAGUUCCUCCAAAGCAAGGGGGAGCUUGUUUUUAGGGAUUUAGGCUUUGGUAAGAAAGGAUCUUUUCCCACAGUCCCAUGGGGAGAAAUUUUGGCCUGUUGGUUUUAUCUAAUACCACCUGGCAAAUCCUAAAUGAAGUCCUUUUGGGUGAGUCAUCUUAUAGAUAAUUGCAGAAUCUGCAUGUUGGAACUCAGAGAUAUCCUAGAAGUCCUCUUGGGGAAGCCACCCUCCACAGAUUGGAAUUGUAGACACGCCCAAAUUGGGUUUUCAUGAUAAAGCAGGGAAUUAAACCACUUCUUGCGUUGCCUUUGUUGAGUGAACUCUCAGGGAUCCCUCUCCCAGUUCUUUAGCUUGCUUUAAUAUAAGAAACACACAUGUGAUUUGGAAAGUUAAGAUCCCUUUGGAUCUAUAUGCUAGAGACAUGUUUUAUUUCAACAGUAUGACCCGAGUACUUGAAUGUCACAUUGUAUGACUCAAGAUGGAGAAAAUGUUUCUCCCAACUUUUGCAGGGUGUGAAUCUUGAACACUUGCAGUGUCCAGGGUGUGCACAAGGAUGUAUUGUUAACAAUUAUGAGUGUUGUUUGUUUUGUAAAGAUUAUAUUUUCUAUAUCUUGAAAAAACUUGAUAAAUUGUUUUUAUUUUGUAAGUAUGAAUAAAAUAAUAUAAAAA